Tetranychus urticae (two-spotted spider mite) is the source of this 2614-nucleotide messenger RNA. RefSeq lists its product as uncharacterized. The record is from RefSeq and is a predicted model, not a curated record. Gene Ontology annotation, biological process: regulation of DNA-templated transcription. Lineage: Eukaryota; Metazoa; Arthropoda; Arachnida; Trombidiformes; Tetranychidae. Gene Ontology annotation, molecular function: DNA binding; protein dimerization activity.
CUCUUUUUCCCUCCAUGGCGUGUGCUUUGCAUACGCAUAGCCACACGGCUUUACAGCUAUUCUCACUUAUUAAUCUGGAAGAGAGAAGACGAAGGAGAUGAAAUGAAAUGUUAUUUGUAGUUCGUCUUGCGUUAGUUAGACACUAGACACUAGACUCAACACAACUUGGACUUCAUCCUUCCUCUUCAUUCUUAUUCCUCUCCUUUCUCUCUCUCUUUCUUUAUCUUCUCCUUACUUCAAUUUCUUCCCUUUUUCAUACAUUUCCUGACUGUCUCGUGUCUGGCAGUCGACCUCCUUUCUGAAUGCGUGUUGCUCAUCAUCACCAACAACAACAACAGAAACAGUAUCAGCAACAUAGUUUACUAAUAUCACCAUCGUCAACAAGUACACCAACAACAGUUACAUAAACUGCAACUGCAUCAGCAUCACUUCCACCUACACCUUGCAGUCCAUCCACCUUCAACAUUAUGCAUCCUCUUCAUCAUCAUCACCAACAGCAUCACCAACAAAAUAAUCAUCAUCAUCAUAAUCAUCACCAGUCUCAUCCCACUAAUCAACAAUCAUCCAUGGCAUCUUCUAGUACAGGUGAUGUACUCAAUCGGAAAAGAAGACGAGGAAUGGUUGAGAAGAAGAGAAGAGAUCGAAUCAAUGCUUCUUUAAAUGAAUUAAGACGACUUGUUCCCGCUGCCUUUGAGAAACAAGGAUCAGCUAAACUCGAAAAGGCUGAGAUACUUCAAAUGACUGUUGAUCAUCUUCGCAUGUUACAUUCUAAAGGUUUUGAUACAUUUUCCUUUGAACCCAAUGCUUUUGCAAUGAAAUAUCACAAAAUUGGAUUUGAUGAGUGUUUUAAACAAGUUGACUAUUAUUUAUCUACCGUCGAGGAAAUGGAUCAUCAAAAUCCGUUGAGAUUUCGCCUUUCUACUCACCUUUCUCGUUAUUUAACUCAACGAGAAUCAGCUUUGAAAUUAGCAUCAACUGCUACUGUUUGGAAUCCUAGUGCAUUCACAACUCCAUCUCAGUUUCCACCACUUUCAAUAUCAACAUCAUCUACAACACCAUCAGGAAUGUCAGCAAUCCAAGCAAGUGCAUCAUCAACAUCCGCAGUUGGAUCAUCAACACCAUCAGCAUUAUCAACAACAUCAAGUGAAAAUAUUACCAUUUUAGGAUCAAGUUCAUCUCAUUACAAUAAUUCUGGGACAUCAAGCGAUGUUAAUAACAACACUGUGAAUAGCACCAAUUCAAGUAACAAUACUAAUCAACACAACACUUCAGCAGAUUCUGUAUCAUCAAAUAGUAUCUCAUCACCGUCCAUUAACCAGCAAUCUCCAAUAAAGUCACCAUCAUCACCUUGUCCACCCAUAUCAUCAACCCAGCAAUGCCAAACAAGUGCCUAUGGAACACCAAAUAUGCAACCGAUAUCUCAAAUGAGUUAUCCUCAUCAUCAUCCAGGAUAUCCUUCACCACACCAUCCACAUCAUUCUCACCACCCUCAUUAUCCUCCUCCACACUCUCAUCCCCACCCUCCUCCUCCUCCGCCACCGCCUCAUUCUUAUCCUCAACCCUAUCAUAAUGUUCAUCAGUAUAUACCUUCAGCUUAUCCACCUCCAUCAACCUCAUUCCCUGCUCCAAUUCAAGACCAAAAUCAAUUAACUACUGGUGUUAAAUAUCGCCCAUGGGAUGCCGAACUUGCUUAUUGAAAAUAUCAAAUUAUCAUUUCAAUUACAUAUCAUCGAAUUCUGAAUUCUAAGAUUCUUCAAGCUAAUUGCAACCUCAGCCAGUCAUUGCAGUUAGUCCAAUAAUUUGUCAAUAUUUAUAUUGACAUUAAUAUACAUUUUGUAUUUAUGAAAAGAUGAUUUCAUUUUCAAUUAUUUUUAUAACAAAUUUUAUACAUUUUUGUUUUCAAAAUUAUAUUUGCACCCGCCUUUAACUUCUAAGUCUAAUCGACUCUAGUCCAAAAUAAUAAUGAAAGCUCAUUCCAAAUUGUAAAUUAACUCUAUUCUAUCUGUUUUCCUUUGAUGAAAUGCCUAUUUUUUGAUUUCAUGUUUUCUGAAUAAAUAGUUUUCUAAGGUCAAUUGCUCCAAGUUUUUUCUUUACUUUACGGUUUACAUUCAACACUUUAAGGGAACACGUUGGACACUUCGAUGAGCUACUAUCCAAGUGGAAAUGAAUAAACAUCGAUUAAACAGUAGCUCACGUCCAUCACGAAAUUAACCGGAAUCCAAUAUUAAUCAAUAAUCAGUCAAGAAAUUGCUCACAGUUAACAUGAGACCAAAGUAAAGUCGGUAGCCGAUUGUGAACCAAUGAGAAAGAGGUUGUGAGAAAUUGUAAUAUCUAAUGAUUAUUUAAUUGUUAAAUCACAAAUCGACUCAACAGUUCUUCAAGUUUCCCUCCUGCUGAUCAGCAAUAGCAGUUAUAAGAAAAUCUUAAAGGGAAAUUCAUGGAAAUCAUAAAUUGAUCGUGGACUUUGUUAAAUGUCAAUCAGUAAGAGUUGAUUGUUGGACUAUUUGAUGAACACAACCAUAAUUAGAUAUGCAAUUAGUUACAACAAGGAAAACCGGUUGAUAAACAAUUAAGAGAGAGAAAUGAGAAACAGGCAAAGAGAAGGGAAAAAGGA